Orcinus orca (killer whale) is the source of this 1046-nucleotide messenger RNA. It is a transcript of the gene SRP19, whose product is annotated as signal recognition particle 19. Gene Ontology annotation, biological process: SRP-dependent cotranslational protein targeting to membrane, signal sequence recognition; SRP-dependent cotranslational protein targeting to membrane. Gene Ontology annotation, cellular component: signal recognition particle, endoplasmic reticulum targeting. The record is from RefSeq and is a predicted model, not a curated record. Lineage: Eukaryota; Metazoa; Chordata; Mammalia; Artiodactyla; Delphinidae. The transcript has 5 exons. The coding region runs from base 107 to 619 and encodes 170 amino acids. Gene Ontology annotation, molecular function: 7S RNA binding.
CGUCAGAAACUAGAGACCCUGACGCCGAGCGACAGGUGCUGGAACAAACCGACGGUGAAAAACGGCGGACGCAGAAGCGCUUCGGUGGGCAGGACUUCCGCCGGAAAUGGGGUGGUCUGGGAGCUCUCUGAGCGGAAUUCAGGCUGGGUUUUUCUUGCAAGUUCGGCCUGGGGGCUGGGUGAAGAUGGCUUGCGCCGCUGCGCAGUCCCCGGCCGACCAGGACAGGUUCAUUUGUAUCUAUCCUGCUUACUUAAAUAACAAGAAGACCAUAGCGGAGGGGCGGCGAAUCCCCAUAAGUAAGGCUGUUGAAAAUCCUACAGCUACAGAGAUUCAGGAUGUAUGCUCAGCAGUUGGACUUAAUGUAUUUCUUGAGAAAAAUAAAAUGUACUCUAGAGAAUGGAAUCGUGAUCUUCAGUACAGGGGCAGGGUCCGGGUCCAGCUCAAACAGGAAGAUGGCAGCCUCUGUCUUGUACAGUUCCCAUCACGUAAGUCAGUAAUGUUGUAUGCUGCAGAAAUGAUACCUAAACUGAAAACAAGGACACAAAAAACCGGAGGUGGUGACCAGAGUCUUCAGCAAGGAGAGGGAAGUAAAAAAGGGAAAGGAAAGAAGAAGAAGUGACCUGGUAUGAGAAUCAAGGAUGUGGUACUACUGUAAGAGACAUGAAUGGAGGUUUCUCAUUUGUAUCUGAGAGAAACAGAAACUUUCUGUUUGCAUCAUUUAACUGAACUAUGAACAUUUGUGCCUCCCAGCUUCAGCAUCAGAGUUGACAAUGAAAUAAAUUUACAUCAGAAAUAUGCAUCCAGCUCUUAGGAAGUAUAAAAGAAAUUUUUUCUUUUUGCCUUUUAAUGCAGUUUUUGUGAAAGAAUCAUUUUUUUUUUUUAAAGAAUCAUUUUUUUAAAUGGACAGUGGACUCUACCAUAAGUUACUUGAAAUCCUAUAUCUGUUUGUCCUCUGUGUAAACAUGUUUCAGAUAAAUGAGUUUAAUAAGAUUUGAAGUACACAUUUUGUUCCUCUUUUAAGUUAAUGAAAUAAAUUUCAAACUGAC